GCAAUUGAACGCUCCCAUCCAUCUCAUCUUUACCGUCACUAUCGUCUAUCAGACAGCACAUAAUCCCAGAUAUCAUAUCGCUGUAUAUUGUGCUCGGUCGUUCUUUGACAUCAAUCAAAGAACUUUCUAGAACGGAACCGUCGUUGUUGAGCGCGCGCUCCAGAUUCACCUGACACACUCCGCAUCGCGUACGCAAUCCAUCGAAGCAGAAUCACGUAUUCCUCCAGAGCUCGACCGCUCUCUGUUUACCGAUCGCGUUCCGGCGCGCACCUCCGUUCUUUGUUGUCGGGAGAGAGGAGAAAUUUGAAUCAGAUUCUGCACAUACGUCAUAGGCGUCAUGUUUCCUCCAGCACAGGGCUUGCGCCUGGACAUCGAUGCGAUUUCUCAAAUCUUCGGAUCCAUCAGUAUCGCUUGUUGGAUAGUCGUCUUCUCACCUCAAAUUAUUGAGAAUUGGAAGAGGGGUUCAGCAGAUGGUCUUUCGGUAGUGUUUAUCGUAAUAUGGCUUCUCGGCGACUUCUUCAACAUCUUCGGAGCCGUGCUCCAAGGCGUCCUGCCAACGAUGACCAUCUUGGCUGUGUACUAUACGCUCGCUGAUAUCGUGCUACUGCUCCAAUGCUUCUGGUACAAGGGCUUUACCCUUCGCGACGAGGUCCACAAGCCAGAGGAUGAAUCGCAUGAGAACGGAGUAACGUCUUCCGAGCGGUCACCGCUUCUAUCUGAGAAUACGCGUCAAUCGCACGGAGUCCACAUUAACGGCUAUGCCAAUGGAAACGGUCAUGAAAUCACCCCACCAAGGAUCUCAGAUAUUGACAGACGCCAUUCGAAUCACUCCCAAAGCUCGUUCCGGGAAAGAUUCCUCUCCAUCGACGGCACGCAUCUCUCACCCGUUACACCACUACACGACGAAUCGCCCAAAGUCAACACCACACCCCGUCCCAAUCCCACCCAGUCAACACUGCAAACAGUACUCUUCAACCUUGGCACCAUCGUCCUCGUUUGCGCCGCCGGAGUCUUCGGCUGGUGGCUCAGCGCAUCUCGUGCCCCACCGCCCCCACAAAACCCCGACUCCGAUCUCGCGCCCGUCCGAUUCCAUCUCUGGGGCCAGAUCUUCGGCUACAUCUGCGCUGCAUUGUACCUCGGGUCCCGUAUCCCGCAGCUCCUGCUCAACUACCGCCGCAAAUCGACAGACGGCAUCUCCAUGCUGUUCUUCGUGUUUGCGUGUCUCGGCAACUUGACAUAUGUACUCAGUAUCGUUGUGUACAAGCCCAAGUGCAGGGACGUGGUGUGUGGGGAUGGCGAGGCAAAGAGGAUCUAUGCAAGGUAUAUUGCGGUGAAUUUUAGUUGGUUGUUGGGCAGCUUUGGUACGCUGGCGUUGGACGCUUGUGUGUUUGUGCAGUACUUUAUGUAUCGUAAGGAGGGGGAUAGCGAGAGUGAGAGCGAGAGCGAGAGUAGUUCAGAGUAGGACGCAGGGGUUUGUUGAUAAAAGUUUGGGUUCUGUCAUAGAUGGAUGGUGUGUAUGACUUGCUGGUUGCUCUGCAAGUAUUGCCUGUACAUUCUAUCAAGUUCAUUUCGUUGGUAUAUUUCCAUACUUGGUUUAUCAUGUUGACACGUCAGGUCGCAAGAUGCUACAAACGAGCCACACCGCCGACAUGCACUCUGUUUGCAUGUUCCUGCAUAACCGUGCCUCGAUCCAUUGCGCCUAACAUUCAUUGGCCGUCUAUCAUCAUACCUCCUCACCUGAGCCCAACCAAUCCGUUUGUCAAAGCCGGUCUCGCUCCGCCAGAUCCAUCUUCAAGUAC
Dothidotthia symphoricarpi CBS 119687 is the source of this 1799-nucleotide messenger RNA. Its product is annotated as PQ-loop-domain-containing protein. Bases 338 to 1462 code for a protein of 374 amino acids. Gene Ontology annotation, biological process: basic amino acid transmembrane export from vacuole. The record is from RefSeq and is a predicted model, not a curated record. NCBI's taxonomy places the organism in Eukaryota, Fungi, Ascomycota, Dothideomycetes, Pleosporales, Dothidotthiaceae. The transcript is spliced from 2 exons. Gene Ontology annotation, cellular component: fungal-type vacuole membrane.